AUGGCAGCUGUAGCGUCGACGAUGAACGACAACGGUCUAUGGCUCCCCGGUGCAACCACCAAGGAAGAUAAGAUUGAAAGAUGGUGGGAGGUGAACCGCAAACAUGACCCUCCUCUUAAUCGCGGUGCCACUCCAUUGAUCGAACGCUGCAUGCGAGUCCAAGGGUGGAACGAGUCUUUCGCCAAACGAACUUUGCGAGGCUACCGCCAAUUUAUGGAGCUCAAGUCUGUCAUGAACGAUUGGGAAGAAACAAAGCUAUCGGCUCCCAUUGCCAUUCAGCAGAUGUGGGAACAACACAUUCUCGACAAUCUCAACUAUACCGAUGAUUGCUUUUUGCUUUUCGGUCGUGUGAUUGGUCAUGACCCCGAUGCUAUUUUAAACGAUAGGGCCACUCUUGAUCGCAUCAAAACUACAAAGAUUGCCUUCCAGGCGCGCUAUGGCGGGGAUCUCGACCCGGAAGUCUGGGACUUUGGUCACUCUGAUUUGGAGGGAAUGACACUGGACGGAGACGACCUAGGUGGAACUCCGCAGCAAAUGGCGCGUGGGAGGCUUCCAGUUGCAAACAUUGAUCGCGGGGCCUCGUUGUCGCCCCGUGCUCGUUCCAUUGUGGUAUCUACGGACGAAGCAGAUCUUACAGGUCCCAUGACGGAACAAAUCCGAGUAGAGUCAGUACGCUCUAGAUCUCCCACGAAUCGAACGCGCUCUUUAUCAAAGACUCCCAAAUCACCCAAAUCCCCGACUGGCAACGACCCAAUUACGAUCUUUCUCCGUGACACUAAUUCUGGCGAAGAAACUUACUUCUCACUCCGCUACCGCAGCACCCUCCGAAUCGUCUUUACCGUGUUUGCCGAGCGCAAGGGACUCAGUCAAGAGAAUCUCAAGUUUUCCUUCAAUGGUCAAUCGCUGACGGGAUACGAAACACCUUACAGCCUUGGCUUAGAAGAUCGUGCCCGCAUUGAUGUUUUGAUUGGUCAACGAAGGACAUGAGCUAUUCAAGAAAAUGGGGAGGCAACAUGCUCGCUGUGAAACAGGGGAGUCG
This is a messenger RNA of Phaeodactylum tricornutum CCAP 1055/1, 1039 nucleotides long. RefSeq lists its product with no specific name. The transcript has a single exon. Gene Ontology annotation, molecular function: ubiquitin-like protein ligase binding; protein tag activity. NCBI's taxonomy places the organism in Eukaryota, Bacillariophyta, Bacillariophyceae, Surirellales, Neidiaceae. Gene Ontology annotation, cellular component: nucleus. The record is from RefSeq and is a predicted model, not a curated record. Bases 1 to 987 code for a protein of 328 amino acids. Gene Ontology annotation, biological process: protein sumoylation.